AUGCUAUAUGACAAUUAUAAAUAGUUUUCAAGUGAUGAAGGAGAAGAUGAAGAAUAAAGUGAGUAAAUGUUGUGUUAAUAAUUUCUAGUAUUUUAGGGAGACAAAAUCAUUCUGUAUUACAAAGGUCAAUAAUAUAAUUUCCCAUUGAGUAUUAUGGCCUUGUCAUCUUUGGAAAAUGUCUUUUCUGUUGACAAUUUCACAAAACAAGAAAUUGAUUCUUUAUGUUGCCUAUUACCUGAGGCAGAUUUGCAAUUAUUCCAAGAUGUGAUAGAAGGCACUAAAAAUUUUCAAUUCGGAAGCCCAUUAAAUAUUUUCCUGACAAAAAUGAAAAGUGGAUAUUUCACAAGGAAUAAAGAAAUAUGUGAUAAAUUGGAACAGAAGAUCUCUAGAAAUCAUUUGAAUGAAUAUUAUUCAAAUCUAUAUGAUAGUUUUCAUAAAGAUCAGAACAGAAUUUAGAAUGCACUUUAAAGGAAGAAAAGAAUCAUAUUUUAAAGAUCUCCAUCAUCAAUUUCAGAUGAUGAUGAAAUAAGUAAAUAAAUGAAGUUAGAUGACAAUAAUGAAGAAUUUGAAGAGGAGGGAUUUUCAACAUAAACAUCACAAUCAUAAUCCUCAGCUAAUGUUCAGCAAUAUUCUUUGUAGCCUCAACCUCAGAUCCAAUAGUAAUUUAUACCAUCAGCCCAAUCCUUAUUUAUCAUAACUCCAAUAACACCAUUGGCUCCAUUAACAUCAACAUCAAUUGCUACAACUGCCAUGACUUUGGCUUUGAUGCAAGCUAAAAAAUCAAUAAAGUAAUAGAAUAAAAAUCAAACCUAAAAUGUUUAAGAGUCUAACAUUCCUAAUGGAUAAACCAACAGAGAAUGGUUAGAAUUCUAUUGGAAAUAAGAAAGAGAAAGAUAUUAAAAUCCCCUCCAACCUUAUACUUUUACAUGCAUAGAUGGUUCUAAAGUAACAGUGGCUCCCGUGGCUAAGAAACUAAUAUCAGGAUCAAGUUAAAAACCAAGAUAACAUGAAUUGCUUAAGAAUGAAAGACCUACCUAUGUUACAAUAUUAUCUCUAGUAAGAGAUGCUUCAGCAAGAUUGCCAAAAGGAUUUGGAACAAGAGCAGAUAUUGUCAAUUUAGUUAGAGAUUCGCAAUACAUAAAUGAGAAUUUACCAGAAGAGAAAAUGAGUUCUAUCAUUUCAGGAGCUUUGGACAGAUUGCAUUAAUCUACUGACCCAUGUGUUAAAUAUGAUUAAGAAAAGAAAAUAUGGAUUUAUUUGCAUCAUGAUAGAGAUUCCUCUUAUCCUGAAUGGCAGGUAGCUACUCCAGCCAAAAAUAAUAGCAAUAAGAAAAAAGGUUAACUCAAAGAUGAUUAAGAAAAUUGA
Messenger RNA from Paramecium tetraurelia, 1365 nucleotides. RefSeq lists its product as uncharacterized. The transcript is spliced from 3 exons. Lineage: Eukaryota; Ciliophora; Oligohymenophorea; Peniculida; Parameciidae. The record is from RefSeq and is a predicted model, not a curated record. Gene Ontology annotation, cellular component: Ino80 complex.